AUGGCUGCGCUGGAAAAGGAAAAGAAGAAGCAGUGGAAUGAAGAGCAGGAGAGGAUUAGGGAUGCGCAGAAGAAGCUAGAAAAGGAAAAGGAAAAGUGGGAAAAAGAGCAGGCGAAGUUCAGAGAAGCACACCACAAGGAGGAAGAGAAAGUCAAGAAGAUGAUGAUAGAGAGAGAUCGCAAGCUGUUAAAAAAUGCACAGAACAAGAAGGGAAAAGAGGAAAAGGAAAAGAGGAAAAGCGACCAGAAAGAAAAAUCAGAGGCACACAAGAGGAAAAGAAUCGGAAUCAAAAGGGCACAGUCCAGCCAGACUAAACAAAUUGCAUCAAAGCCGAGUCGAUCUGCAGCUCCAAAACGCAGAUGA
This is a messenger RNA of Parastagonospora nodorum SN15, 363 nucleotides long. RefSeq lists its product as hypothetical. The record is from RefSeq and is a predicted model, not a curated record. Lineage: Eukaryota; Fungi; Ascomycota; Dothideomycetes; Pleosporales; Phaeosphaeriaceae. The transcript has a single exon. Bases 1 to 363 code for a protein of 120 amino acids.